CAUAUUUUAAAUACACGUGAAUUUGUUUUCCCUACUUGAUUUUUUUUGCAGCGAAAGGCUAUCAGAUGAUUGGUUUGAAAAAAAUGUACCCAUUUCGGUUUUACCAGUUAGACUUUUUGCUAAUUGUAUCUAAGUGAAUUAUAAACGCAAAUUUGUACGCCUGUGUCUCAGAGUUUUCAAGGUAAAACCAAAAACGAAAGUAAAAACAACGAAAUGGACAGGGACGAUUUAGCCGUUUACAAGCAGAGUGUUGUGACGCGUGAAUGCAUAAUGUGGAAUGAUGCAUAACUAAUUCAAGGUGCUUUCAAAGUAAAAUGUAUCCCUAAAGAUUAUAUUGGAGUACACAACAUGGAAUACCUUUCAGACAUAGCAUCCUACUGCCAUCAACUAGUAGCAGAUAAAGCAUCAGACAGAAAGAAAAGUGUGGAGAAGUUGCUCCUGCUGCUGAAAAAGAACUCUGUGCUAGAGGCCUUAGACAAAACCUCCGACAGUAAGGCAAGCCGGAGGGACAGACAGAUUACAUGGGAUGACGUCUUACGGGGUGCUAUCGGCUACGUAAAUGUGGAGACUUCCGUGCUUCAAAAGGCCAAGGAAGCUCAAACAGCUACCACGCUCGCCAACAGGGAGAAAAGGAAACAAGAAAUCAGUGGCGUCUUCAAGUCUGUGAUCCGUUUUGCUGACAAACGAGGCCCACGACUUAAGUGUUCCAACGUCCUGAAACACCUGACCGAUGUUCUGAAGGAUGAGUAUAUGUGUAACGCCUAUGGACUGGACUAUAGUAACAUCUUACUGAAAAACAUACUGACUGUCCGUAAAUACUGGACAGAAAUCUCUCUGGAGAUGUGGCAUGAGCUGAUAGCGUUGUACUGUAUGAUGUUCACGGACACCGACUGUCGGGUGGACAAGACGUUGCUGUCACGACUGAUUCGAGUGUUGAUUUCUGGUGCUACAACCCAGUGUGACUUAAGACCUAAACGCAUUCUAAAAUUCUUCACAGACUAUUUCAAAAAUGUCAGACAGGAAAAGACAACAAGCGUUGUUGAGAAUCUGCUUUCCGCCUUAAAUACAUUUCUACGAAGUAUCGCAGAGGGGUCCCGCAUACAACUUUGUAAACUAGGGGAGACUACUCUAAUAAGCCUGCUGUACAUUUGGGAGAACAGACCAUCACCCACUCUCAAGAAUGAGGUGGUCGAGUUCCUGCACCUCCAAAUGGAGUGUCACCACCCAGGGGGAGCUAAACGCGGAACCCCCGAGGCAACAGCAGUUGACUGGGACCUCUGGAUGAGUCAUCUAAGAAAACUGUAUGAAGUUAUACAUGGAGACCUUAAACAGUUGGGUGGUCGUACAAAGUUUUCAGGACCGACGAGAGAUGUGUUGGUGUUCCGAACCAGAGAGGCAGAGUUGUCGUCGGCCUACAUCAACCUUGCUGCAGAUUUAUGUCACCAGCUAUUUGAGGCAGACAGCCGGGAGCUGGAGAUCACUCAGGUUGAGCAGUCAUCAGAGGAGGGACCGAGGAGUAAGAAACGACGUUUAGAAUCAGGGUGGUAUGCCAUUCGGGAUAACCUCACCUCGCUAGGUCAGAGCCAGCAACUGGUGCCUUGGCUACAGUUGACAAAGCGUGUGGUUGAGAAGUACCCAAACAGCUUCCCUGAGGACGAGUUUCCACUAUAUCUGCAAUGUCUUUCACAGUUACUUACCCAAUGUAAAAGAAAUGAUCUGAUGUGUCACAUCCUAGACUGUCUUCUGUGCCUCGUGCAGUACCGGACAGUGGUCACUCUCCCUCAGGCCAUCCAAGACACCAGCUUGACCAUCUGGAAAAAAGUUUGGGCCUCUACACUCAGAGCCUUGAGUCUACAGAACGCUGUAGAACCAAGUUACAGACUGCUGACAGAGAUGCUAAGACGUGAACUGGUGCCAUGUGAGAGGGACGUGUGGAAUCUGUUCCUGCCCUCAAUAUCACACCCGAUCGACGGUUCCGUGAAGUUUCUCAUAACCUAUAUGAUGACAAAGAGUCUCCCAGAACACUAUCAACCCAGUCUCCUCAGUUCCAUGGUGACAGAUGGCCAGCAGGCAUUUCCUCUGCGUUCACAACUUUUGGACUGGCUCCUGCCUCCGCGUCUUGUCAUGGAUGGAACCAUGGCAACCAAACCUAAAUCUGACCUUGACCCUGGUUUAGUAGGGCAAGCAUUAGCAUUACUUGUUCUGAAAAAUCCAUCAUGUCUGAUGAUUAUACCAGAAAAAAAGGAAAGUUUUAUUACCGAUCUUGAAAGAGUUUAUCUUGAAUCUUCACAUGACUUUCCACUGUAUGCCAGAAAGAUGAUGGCUAAAAACUUGUGUCUCCAAAACAAGGACAAUGUUUUACUGACAGUUCUCCUGAGAAGAAUCGAGGAUAACCUGAAAGAAAAUGCCAACUGUUUGCUGGAGUUCUCAGAGCCACAAGCUGCAGACUUACAAGAUCUUGCAAGGGAAGCAUGCAGAAUUGUCAGAUUUAUAUAUUGGUUGCUUAAAUAUGAACUUGUUUCAAAAGACAAUUUGGCAUCAAUGGAUGUUUUAAGUGUGUUAAAAUCAAUUUUGAGAAAAGUCGGAUCAUUUAUGAAUGAUAUACAGCAGAACCAAGGAGCAGUUGAGCUACUGGGUGUGUUGCCAUGGCUACAGGAAAUGCUGGAAUGGGAGGAGUCAGACAGUUCAGGGGUCGUAGCUGCCAGACUGGUUCGCUCUCUAAUCCCAGCCAAGGCUGUAGAGAUUCUCCUCGGCAUAGCACUAGUAACAAGUUCUAAGAGAAAUAAGCCUGAUGCUAAUACAAGUGGACAACAGGGCCAGACACGACCUGGAGCCUCGCGGAGGGGGAGGAUCCUAGAGGACUUUGAUGACAUGGACCUUGAGUUUGAUGACACGCCUGCCAAGGACACCACUGAUGACCUUGGAUUUGAUGAUGGCUUUGGAGACUCGCAGGAUUUGGAUGAGGCUGUCAAGCAGGGGGAUGGUUUUGAGAGUCUUCUGUCCCUUGCCGUGUUGACUGACACUCACAGAGUUAGAGUACAGGCUGUCAGGAUCCUUAGUCUGUGGUCAGGGUUUGAUACCAUGGAGAUGAGACAGGCCACACCCUUCCACCCAGACACAGACCAAGGUGUGGUCAAGUCCAAGUUAGGAGAACUGUUAGGGGAGGACAAGUUUGACCCCCACAAGGCUGUUGACCUACAGCUGAUGAGGGAGAUGAUCACCAUUUUGACCCAGCCCUGUCACCAGUUAGGGGACAUAGAUCUUGACAACAUGGUGGAUGCUAUCAGACAAGUUGCCAAGGUACAGCGGAGAGACCAGGAUGUGAGUUUUGUGUGUCUGGAGCUCCUCGGACAUGUUGCUAGGCGACUGGCCGAUGAAGAGGAAGAUGUCCUGCCAACCAAAACAAAGCUGGAGUGCCGGGAUACCACUAUAAGUCUGUUGUCAGCUUUCUGGAAGUUACAGGAUGACCAAUAUUGCUGUAAAGUAAGACUGGCAAUCGCAAAGUGUAUCAUGCAGCUUCUACAGGUCGAUCCGGAGAAGCGGUGGGUUCACCUGAAGGCCACACCCAGUGAUAAUGAGGAUACAGGUAACACACCUGUAGACGUGGAGUUCAUGCAGUACCUAUCUGACCCCGCCCACUCUGUGAGGAUGUACGCCGCCCAGGGUAUCAUACAGAUGUUUAUGGUGGGACAGGAGCGAAUGGUUCCAUGUGACAGGGUGCAGCAGGACAAGGCGUUCGAUAAAAUCUACGAGAUUGUCAAUGAAAGUUUGGACAUUCAGGGCCGGUUGACCCCCGAGCGGGCCCACGAUGAGCGGGAGAACAGGACGGGGAGUGUACUAACAGCCCUCGGGAACAUCAUGUGUAUCAGUCCUGUGUGUGAAAAGAAGGCAUUGUUUGCUUUGUGUCAACUCAUCAAGGAAAACGAUGUGGAGAUCACACAGAUUCAGAAUAUAAUCCAGAAGGUGUCGAAGAUCCUCCAGUUUAAAGACGGUCAUGCUUUCAUGGCCGAUCACCUACCAUACCUCCUCCACCAGUGGUUGGGACUCGGCUACCCUGUCACAGAAUUCCCACACCAGAUGGCAUUCUGUAACACCAAACAACAAUUCUACAAGGACCAUUACAAGGUUAUCAUACCAGAACUGAUUAUGAAAAAAAACAUGGCCGAUGCCAAAGAGAUGGUGGUUGCUAUGGGGAGUAAGUGGAUGGAGACAUUGACGGCGUGUAUUCCUAACGUGGUGGUCCACAUCUUGCCAUUGUUUGCUGCGACCCGUCUUGGCGAGAUGUCGGCGGAUGAGACUGUGCGUCGGAGGACAGCCCAUGCUACACUUUGUUAUGACCUACUGUCAAAGGAGGCAACAAGAGAGGUGUUAGAGAUGACUAUUGUAAGCAACCUUGAUCAGAUUGUCGUCAACAUCCUCAUGUGUUUAUAUGACACGGAUACUGAUGAUUUCAUACAGACUGGCAUUAUAAGGGACAUGGAGCCCGAGCCUAACCCACCCUGUUUCAACACCUACAUGAUUAAAUCUACCCUGGACUACCUCACACAGAGCUUCUCCAGCAACAACAAGUCAUUGGUCGACGUCCUGUCCCGCAAAUAUGACCAGAUACAGAAGAUACUGUUAGAACUGGCUAUGAAGCUGACCAAGGAACACAGACUUCACGACAAACGUCGCAUCCUAAUGAUGUAUCGCCUCUUCUGUAAACUCCUUUUUAAAGAGUUUGACAGCCAAUUGGGAGGAAGCUGGGCUUUUAUUAUGAGAGAGGUCAUGUACCGACUAAUCUAUAUCCUCAAGGACAUGGUGUCUGUCAACAGUCAGGUGACUGAGGAAGCAGCCUACCGGGAGAACAUUGCUUGUAUGGCCCUGGAGCUGCUGAGGGACAUGUGUACAACCUGUAUGGAGAUGGUCUCAGGUAAGAGUCACUACAGGGAGAACAUUGCCUGUAUGGCCCUGGAGCUGCUGAGGGACAUGUGUACAACCUGUAUGGAGAUCUGCUCUCAGGAAUUUGAGAAGUACCUGACGUUUUUUGUGAGCAGCCUGGUUCCUGUUGCUGGGAGCUCUGGGGUUGUUGGAGAAGAGGCUGCUGGCUUACUUCGUCUGGUGAUCUUGGACAAUUAUGCCAUACUGAAGCAGGGGAUUGUGUCCCUGGACCCCUUCCCCAACACAGAGGUGUUCUCCCAACUACUCCAUACCUACAACAGACUCAAGUUCGCCGGGGGCACCUUCUCACUCAAACAGGAGAUAGAACAUUUCCUGUCAGUAUGUGAGAUGACCGGUGGUCAGUCAGACAGCAGGAUCGAGGGACUCCGACACCUGUCACAGAAGUUACACUCCCAACAACAAGAGAUCCUAGAGCUGGCCAGGCAGGAACAAGAUAAAGCAACAGAUAACCUUCUGUGUAAAAUUGUGUGUAAACUGGUCCAUAUGGCCUUGACCUCUGGAGACAAGGUCAAGGACAAGGUGUCACAGUGUCUAGGAGAGAUUGGCCCCGUUUACAUGGCAACUGUUGCACUGCCAGACGUGACAGAACUAGUGUGUUUACGGGAGGCUAAGGAGGUGUUUAGUGAGGAUACAUACCUACAGAACUAUUGUGUGAUAUUCCACACUCUCAACACAUACCUGGUGGACCAAGAUGUAGACAUUGUAGAGGCCGCCUCACGUGUGCUCAAGUCCAUGUUAUGUACACAGACAGGAGUCGACUUCACCACAAUCUAUAAGGAAAAAGUGGGGGAUAGGGACCACCUCAUAGAAUAUCUACAUCCAUUCCGAGUCAAGAAAAAGGUGACAUCAGGUUCAAGGACCAAACACUCCGCUAAUACAGACCAGUUCUGUGGACUUGUUGACAGGGAGGCACUCUGGCUGUCCACAUCCAGUAACCAUGGCAACUGGGUGCGGAGACUGACCGUUACACUUAUACAGAGUGGUGCGGUCAAGGAUGAGAUUCUGGCCCUACUAGAACCAAUCUGUGAUAGGAAGACAAAUUUCUGCGAGAUUGUGCUCCCACGGCUGAUACACGAUAUUCUGGUACAAGGAGAAGACAUCCACAAAGAGGUUCUGUCCCGACAGGUAGCCGCCUUCUUCUCCACCCACUGUGGUCACAGUACCCAGGAGGGUCGCAGCAUCACACCUGUGGACAAGACAGAUUCCACAACUGUAUGCUUCAACAAAGACUCCAUCAGGACCAUGUUAAAGGUGGUACAACAUCUCCGACAGCAGGAGAGGCCCAAGGAGGGGAGAAGACAAAUGACAGCCUGGGAUAACAACUUCUGGCUGGAUUUGAACUACCUACACAUGGCCAAGGCAGCCCUCUACUGCUCUGCCCACUUCACCACAGUUCUGUACUCUGAGAUCUGGUGUGAUUCUCACAGACAGCAGAAAGAGGAGAGCAGAAGUUUGUCUGCAGGCAGUCAUAGCUCCAGUCAGAGUCUUUCCCAGGACUUUACCCAGGACACACGGAUAGACUCAGCUAGCUCUGCCUCUACGGAGGUCGGCAUCAACGUACAGGACCUGCUGCUGGAGGCCUUUCAACAGAUUGGGGAUCCUGAUGGUCUGUACGGCUGUGGAGCAGGGAGACUGGCAGACACCUCGUCAAGAGUGAAGACAUACGAACAUGAGAACCUAUGGGACAAGGCUUUAGUAACUUACGACAUCGACACGACCAGUCGUACAACUGACUCGAGUCUCGGGCUACUGCAGGCUCUACAAAACUUUGGUGCCCUGGAGGUGUUAAAUAACUACUUCCAUGGUAUGUCACAAGGAGCAGACGUCGCCCCUAACAUACAGGAGCUACAGUACCAGGCGGCCUGGAAGGCUGGGCAGUGGACACUGGAUCCCACACUCAGGUCUAACCAGACAGGGUACCACCAGGCUGUGUACUCUGCCCUAAGUGCUGUCAAAGACGACCACCUCUCCCUGGCCUCUACUGCUGUCCAAACAGCCAGGAUGUGUGUGAUAGAGAGGCUGGGACAGGGAAGUAUGGAGAGUGCCCGCUGUCUAUAUCCAAUGUUAACAGACCUCAACUGUGUCGCACAGAUACAGUCUGCCAUCAACUGUAAUCUCAGGAACGAUGCCGAUUUGGGCAGUCUGCUGGAGCGAUGGUCUAGUGAAGAUGAGAGCUUCCUAAGUAGCAAUGACUUUGAGUUUCUAGAACCAGUUUACAAUAUCCGCAUCGCACUGCUCCAACUGGUCCUGAACAGGGGGAAUAACUCUGCAGUGUCUAACUGUCUACAGAGACAGCUAUUACAGUUGGCUAGGCUCAGCAGUGGGGAAGGCAGGCAUCAGGUAGCAGAGAGAGCCAUUGGUCAGCUGAAGUCCUUAGAAACAUCUGUCCUUGACCUCCACAUCACCAAGAUGGUGGAGGAGGCCAACAUGUUCUGGGCCCGUCAGGAACAGAACAUCGCCAAACACCUCAUGAAAGACAUCAUUUCACAACUCCGUAAGGUCCGCAGGGACAGCAAGGAUGCUGCCAAGUACUAUGCGAAAGUGCUUUGUAUAUACGGUAACUGGCUGGCAGAAACAAGAUCGGAGAACGCAAACGUCAUCAUGGAAGAAUACCUGGAAAAGGCCGUUGCUAUGUUGGAUGAGGCUGGCAUCAAGGACGACGUAGCGUUGGACUCGUACCUUGCGCUAGCCCGCUACGCAGACAGCCAGUAUCAACAUAUUGUCAAUUACAUGAAGUCCAGCACAUUUGAAGCCAAACAGAAUCUCUUCAAGAAGGCUCAACAAGAAAUAGAGUCUUUAAAACAAGUUGGAGAUAAUUCAAAAGAGAAAUAUUUCAUCAUCCUGAACAAACAGAGUCAGAUUGACCGACAGGAGAUCAAUGCUCUGGAGGACGACAAGAGCCACUUCCUCGUCACUGCCGUGGAGAACUAUAUACGCUGUCUCAAGUCUGGCGAUCGGCACGACCUCCGUGUGUUCAGACUCACCUCACUCUGGUUCAGUAACAAUGGCAACCAGGAAAUCAACGAACUUAUAAAGGACGGUAUUGAGGACCUAAGUACAUACAAGUUACUGCCCCUGAUGUACCAGCUCGCCACCAGGAUGGAUACUCGGCCCCACAAGGAUCAAUGUCCACUGUUCCAGAUCACCCUUAAUAAGGUAAUAGAGAGGACGGCUGUGGACCAUCCCCACCACACUCUCUUCUGUGUACUGGCUUUAGCCCACGCCAAAAAAGAUGCCGACAUCUUCAAGGACCCUAACAAAAAGGGCAAGUUGUCAAGGACGAAGUCUGACCUGGCCAGGGAGGAAGAGGGGAGAAUUGAAGCAGCCAAGAACUUGGUGGAGAGGUUGAAGUCACACAAGGGGAGUAACUCUGUGGGCAAUAUCGUCAGAGACCUGGAGAAGCUCUGUCUGGCUUACAUAGAGCUGGCUAACUACCCAGUCAACAAGUACAAGACUGAAACAAAGCCGAUCCCAUUCCCUGAAAUACUGAAGCUACCAGCAGUGAAAGAUUUGCGUAAUAUUGUUGUUCCGACCAUGGAAAUUCCUGUGGACCGCAGUGGAAGUUACAACAAUAUCACAUACAUACAUAAGUUCCAGCCAACAUUCAAGUUGGCUGGAGGCAUCAACCUACCAAAGAUUAUAUCCUGUAUUGGGUCAGAUGGCAAGAGCUAUCGUCAGCUGGUGAAGGGUCGUGAUGACCUUCGUCAGGACGCUGUGAUGCAGCAAGUAUUCAACAUGGUCAACAACCUACUGAGAAAGAAAUCGGAGACAAGGAAGCGAGACCUUCAGAUUCGCCAGUACAAGGUUAUCCCACUGUCGCAGCGCAGCGGCCUGCUAGAGUGGUGUGAAGGCACACUUCCUAUAGGGGAGUACCUAAUCGGAGGCAAGGGCGAGACAGAAGGUGCCCACAGGCGAUACCGUCCGCACGAUACGUUGGCCAUGGAUAGUAGACGGCAGCUAGCUGGGGUACAUACAAAAGAACCGGAGGUGAAAUACAAGACGUUCCUAGAGGUGUGUAGUAAAUUCCGGCCUGUGUUUCGUCACUUCUUCAUGGAAAGGUUUCCAGAGCCUGCUCACUGGUACGAGCGAAGGCUUGCCUACACUAAGAGUGUGGCCACCAAUUCCAUAGUGGGCUACAUACUGGGCCUGGGGGACAGACAUGUCCAGAACAUCCUGGUGGACUGUAAAACAGCCGAGCUUGUCCACAUAGACUUAGGUGUGGCAUUUGAGCAAGGCCGAAUUCUGCCCACGCCAGAGACUGUACCAUUCCGUCUGACUCGAGACAUGGUGGAUGGUAUGGGUGUAUCGGGAGUGGAAGGUGUAUUCCGCAGAUGUUGUGAGAAGACGAUGGAAGUGAUGCACGACCACCAGGAGGCGCUACUGACUAUCUUAGAGGUUCUACUGUACGACCCCAUCAACACCUGGUCCAUGUCACCCGCCAAGGCGUAUGCAUUGCAGCAUCGCCGUGACCGCACCGAUGACGCCUCCGAACUCAACGUCACCAACACCGCUCGAGACAUGCUGGAGAUGGCUGGAGAGGAAAAUACAGAAAAUGUCAAUAAAUUGGCAGAGCGUGUGUUGCUACGGUUACAGCAGAAGUUACAGGGGAUUGAGGAUGGGAUACAGCUGAGUGUGGCUGGCCAGGUCAACCACCUCAUACAGGAGGCGCGUGACCCCAAAAAUCUCUGCAGACUCUUCCCAGGAUGGCAGCCAUACUUGUGAGGGAUCAUAGGUCACAUUGUUGAAUUGGUGAUGCGAAAGAGAAAAGAAAGUUGCUUGAUACAUGAAAAUUGUGUGAGUUUGCAACUAUAAUUCUGUCAUGGAAGGUGGCAGCCAUAUUUGUAAAAGGAUAUAUAUUGAUGACAUUGAUUAAAAGCCACAAGGAUUUGCAUUUCAUUUAUAGAAGUGAUAUACUUUAAAACAGUGCAAAGUGUUAGUAAUCUAUGUACAUGUACCAGUACUUGUAGAGACCAAUCAAUUCCACAUUCGUUGUUGCCAUGGUGAUAACUUGGAUAGGUGGAAUAAAAAAAUACAUAAUAGCCAUUUUGUGAGGAACCACCAUUAAUGUUCAUUCUCAUUAACAUUUGAGGAAAAUUUACCUUGUUGGAACAAGACUUACGUGGCAUUAGUUGUGCUUCUUUAUGCAUGGUAAAACCAUUAAACCCAUUUCAAGGCUUACCAUACCUUAGGCCAAACAUACUUCUUAUGCUACAGUUUGAAAACAGGAAACUUUUCUUUAAGAACAUUUGUUAGAAAUGGGUUUUUUUAAUUGAGAGUUUCAAGAUUUCAUGGGCUUAAGUAGCAAUAAGUAACAAUAUUACACUGAAUAAAAUGAAAUUUUAUAGUGUAUGUUGGUAUUCAACAUUUUUUGUGGCAAUUUAUCUAUUUCAACACCCUCCAAAAAUGAAAAUCAUUCAUCGAAUCAGUAUUACGUAAAACAUAUUGAAAAGUCUUAAUAUGAUUCUGUUAUUCUGGAAAAAUGACAUGCUAUGAAUGAUGAACAAAACAUGUUUAAGUUAGUAAAAUGAGAAAUAUGCAUAAUGAGGCUAGGUGUGUUAGACAGAGUUGUUAGUGACAGGGUAGAGGGAUGAGAAUGAUUAUUAUUGGCCAUGCCGGCCAGUGCUGAGUAGUGUAAAGUUAUGUGGGACUGACAUUAUUAAAUUUGUUAAAGACAGAGAUUUUUUUCUUUUGCAAGAAAUCUUAAACUAAUAUUUAGAGACAAAAACAGGUAAAAUAUAUUUUGUAUGAAAUGUAAGGUGUUUACAAAAUAAAAACAUUGCAUUACAUUUCUUUGCAAAUUAGUAUAAAAAACCAUUCAAGCAUCUUAACAUUGAAUAGUUUAUUAAAAAUGUAAUUACAAUGUACAUGAAGGAACAUUUAAUUGUUGAGUGAUCUGCUUCUGAAGUACUUAACUUACACUGAAAUUACCGACAUCGAGGUGGACUAAAUGUUUUGGUCAUACAAGACAAAGAGCUUGUUAAAAUCAUGGAUAAAAAAGUAAAUCCAGUCUUUACAGGCCAUAAAAUCAUGUAAGAUACCACAGAACGUGGUUCUUAUGUGUCCGCUUAGUCAGUUUGCAUUGUGCUUCCUACCUUGAAUAAUCUCAACACGAAUUCUGUGUUCUAUUGUUUACUGUAACAUUGCAUCAUGUUAUUUGUUUUGUUGUUUUGUUUCUUUGGCCAAUAAAGGAGCAUAUUUGUUGCAUGAAAAAGCACAAA
This is a messenger RNA of Mizuhopecten yessoensis (Yesso scallop), 11159 nucleotides long. RefSeq names its product serine-protein kinase ATM-like. The record is from RefSeq and is a predicted model, not a curated record. The coding region runs from base 349 to 9663 and encodes 3104 amino acids. Gene Ontology annotation, molecular function: protein serine/threonine kinase activity; protein binding. Gene Ontology annotation, biological process: DNA repair. NCBI's taxonomy places the organism in Eukaryota, Metazoa, Mollusca, Bivalvia, Pectinida, Pectinidae. The transcript has 58 exons.